CGAACUACAAAUGGUUCUUCGGCGCCGAGGUGCAUCGGGCUUCGAGGGAUUGGAGGCAGCGGGAAAUCACAUAUUGCUCUUGAAUUUUGCCGCCGCGCCGAGCAAUCCGGAGGCUACCAAGCUAUUUUCUGGAUUGAUGCGACAUCCACUCAGACGGCUCUGGUCAGUCUCGCCGCCGUCUACAAAGUUCUGUUUCCCGGUACAUCUCAGAGGAAUGACAAUAUCAGAUUAGGCGAGAUAAAGAAUGCCAUCGAGGAGUGGAAGUCCCCCUGGCUGAUGGUGUUUGACGGCUUGGAUAACUUUGAGGACUUCAACCGCAACAUUCGCGAAUAUUGGCCAAUGUCGCAGUUCGGCACCAUUCUCGUCACGAGCCGCCACCGGGAUGCGGAACUGCUGGGUGAGCCGGUCAAGGUGGACAAGCUGUCCGAUGAGCAAGCCGUCAGUCUCCUCCAAGCAAAGGCUGGUGACUGGGGCAGCGGCUACACCCAAGAAGAGGCCCUCCAGGUCGUGCAAGAGCUUGAUAGCCUGUGUCUUCCAAUCGUGCAGGCAGCGGUUUAUAUUAGGCAGCAUCGUCUGACUGCGGAAGGCUUCCUCACAGAGUAUCAUGUCCGGCAAAAGAAGAUUCUCGAAACUGUCCCGAGGGCUGCGCUAUGGGAAUAUCAGAAAAGAAAGGUGCUAUCGGAAGACGAGGUACGGACAGCCCUGAGCGUGUUCACAACAUGGGAACUUUCAUUCCAAGAUCUAACAGGCAGCAAAGACGAGCGGACAUGCAAGGUGAUGGCUCUGUCCCUACUAGCUUUCCUGGGAAUACGGUCGCUGACUGAUGCCCGCGAAAUAUUUGAGAAGCAUGCUGCCUCUCGCACGACACAUGCAGAGUGGCUUGUUAUCUUCAAGGAGAGCGGCGUGUGGAGCUCCUACGCUUUCAGGGACGUAAUCCACGAGUUUCGCGAUCUCUCCCUCAUCAACGAGGUCAACGACUCCAAGGAGAACCCCGAGAUAUCGAUGCACAGAAUCGUCCGUGACUGGAUUCAGCUCCGGCUUGAGGCCUCCUCUCAACGGGCCAUUACGAAAGAAGCUUGCUCUAUGACCCUCAGCUGGAUCGAAGACCCGCAGACGAAAGAGGGCUCCUGGAAACUCGACGAACCGUACAUGUUCAAGCAACAUGCGCUGAUCCCAAUGAUCAGUUGCGUUCGCAACUGUGAGAGGUUCUUAGAACCCGGCGAGACCAUCGGUCACGGCGAUUUGCACGACUUUGGCGUGCUCAUCUUUCAGUACUUCAUCAACGAAGGCUGGUACGAAGAGACGCUCGCUCUCGCGGGACCGGCGCUUGAACUCUCGGAAAACGGGCUAGGACGCUGGAGCAUCCAGACGCUUGAGCUCGUUGAAGUUCUUGCCGUGCUCCACCGAAACUUAGGACACUAUGCGCAGUUCCACGAGCUGGGCCAGUGGGCUUUCGAUGCUAUUCACAGAGUGCCUGAGGAGCCGGGCAAUAUUCGUCUUCGAGCCCUGAUGUGCCGCCUGUUGAGUCUCGCUGGCCAGGCUUGCGUAGAGGUGGCCAAUUACAAAGGCGGGGAGUGGUGUCUCGAGACCGCUCACGAGGGACUCAAGCAGUUUCUGGGCGUGGAUCAUCGGAGCACAUUGGAAGCGCAUCUUGCCUUAGCUCGAUACUAUCUGGUAGCGCGAAGGCUCAACGAAGCGAUGACUAUCUGCGCGCUGUGCUCCGCAUACUUCGACGCCACGCACCUUGGAGUAAUGGGCAAGGCAAGAGCCAGACUUCUCGCAGCCGAAAUCUACCUUGAAAAGAGGCAUUUCGUCAAGGCAUAUCGUGAGCUACAGUCUCUGCGAUUCCUCUGCGAAGUCUGCUACAGCCCACAGCAUCCCGAGCGUCACCGUUGGCUGCAUCUCCGGGGACUUGUUGAGAUAAGGCGAGGAAAGUUCAAAGCUGCUGCGGAGAUGUUCGAGCAUGUAUACCAAGUUCGAAAGCUGCAUCUCGGGGCUCAACACCUUGAUACCAUGCAAAGCCAAACUUGGUGGGCAAGAGCGCUCAUGGAGCUGGGCUCUUUCCAACAGUCCGAAAAGAUCCUAGACGAAGCACAGACAACACAUUCCGGGCUGCAAACAUUUCCGCAUUUGCUCUUCCCGUCCCCUACCCGCUUGCUCAUCGAACUCCACAUCAUGGAGGCUUCUUCGCACCGGCGAUGGGCCGAGGCAUUAGUCCCAGCGAGUAUGGCCAUAGCCAGGUUCAGAGGCGGUCAUUUACUCCUCCCGGCCUCGGAGUAUCCAAUGCUGCUUUGGCGCACAGCGCUUCUGACAUACUUAGCGCUGGGGCCACACCCGCCCUUUGCGAUAGAAUUCCCCGGCAUUGGAGUCUUCGAACCAGACCCGAAGACCAGCCUAGAGCUCCUCAUGCGUGUAGCCGAGCGCCUCGAUCUGCUCGAUGAUUAUACGGCCCUGAUACUCUUUUACUGCACCGCUCAGAACCUCUUCGCCCUUCUUGGAGACGAUGCCGCCGCGAACCGGUACUCUCUUAAGCUCCUGGAGACCGCGAUGCGCCAGCGCUCGUUGGGCAUGCCUGAUGGACCUGGUGAGGAUCUUAGCCACGCUAGUGCCCUUCAACGCCCGCUCCCAAGUCCGUUCGCCACUCUCUGUAACUGGUUGAUAGACGGCCCUCGCAUAAGUCGCGCCUACCUCCUUCUGGGGUAUGCACUGCAGAGAAACGGAGACUUCGACGCCGCGCAAACGGCCUACGAGCUUACGCCCCCGAGCUGGUACUGCGACAUGUGCCCCUCUCCGGAGACGAUAAACGGCCCAGUUUAUAUCUGCACAGCCUGCUCCGACACAGCAUUGUGCAUGCCAUGCCACGGGAUCUACCACAGCCAGGAAGCCACCGGCCACACUCUAGCGUCGCAUCGCGCCCCGGCUGGCUGCCACGGCCAUGCGUUCAUACGGGUGCCUCGUGACGAAUGGCAACGGCGCCCAGGAGCGCAGCCCGGCACGCACGAAAGCAAAGACGCGAUCGACGCCUGGCUAUGCCGUCUCCAAGCCCAGUAUUCCGUCGCCAGCUUCGAUGAGUCUGCGUCAAAGCGUCUUAAUGAGUUUGAGCUCGCCGACGCGGAAUACCGUGACGUGGCGGACUUACAGCCGUACGCUGCGCCGGAAAUAGAGCAGGAGCUCAGGAAGGGGAGAUUGGAGCGCGUCAAUGGCUGGUGGCAUCCGUCUGGCGAGGUGCCCCGGAGAGCGCAGGGGAACCCGGUGCUGGUUGAGCCCGGCAAUCUGAUUUUCGUGGGCGGUGUGGCGCUUGUGGGGGAUACGGUGGAUAGGGAUGCGAGGGACGGGGCGGUUUUUGAGGGCUCGGCUGAGGAGUGAGGGGAAGUUGCGAGGUCUUGUACCGUGGGUGUUGUUGGAAAAUGGUAGGUUUCUAAUUGCCAGCUGGCUGGGGAGGAGGGGUGGAUGAGGAUAUUAUAAGUGUGUGGUACUUCAGUACGAGUGGAACAGCGAACGUGCAGCUACGUUUGACA
Molecule: messenger RNA, 3518 nt
Organism: Trematosphaeria pertusa
Lineage: Eukaryota; Fungi; Ascomycota; Dothideomycetes; Pleosporales; Trematosphaeriaceae
Exons: 1
Coding region: 277-3366 (1029 amino acids)
Molecular function (GO): protein binding
Source: RefSeq, a predicted model, not a curated record